Klebsormidium nitens is the source of this 1734-nucleotide messenger RNA. NCBI's taxonomy places the organism in Eukaryota, Viridiplantae, Streptophyta, Klebsormidiophyceae, Klebsormidiales, Klebsormidiaceae. The record is from the annotation of a GenBank genome assembly.
CACGGUAAUGGUGUUAAAGAGACAACGGUAACUGUAACUGUUAAGUUCAUUUCGCAGGUUGCAAGACAGAAAGGUGAAGGCGUAGAGGAUCGAGAGCCUAGUUCUCGCUCACAGGUGCAAGAGGAUCCUCGGUCGCAUCAUGACACAUGUGUCGUCGUCCCGUGGCAGCUUCCUCUGUCGCAAUGCAUUCGUUCAGCAGGACAACUUUUCUCAACCUGUUUGUCGUUUGCUUGGCCGUCGGAAAGGCGACCGCAUCCAGCAAAAUCUGCAGCUGGGAGAACAACAAGGAUAGCAGCAAAGGAGACUGCGCAGACGGAAUGGAGUCGAGCAAGCUGAAAUAUGCUCCGCCCAGCAUCAGCACGUCGCCCAUUGAGGUGCCUGCAAAGAUUCUCAUGGGUCCUGGCCCUUCGACACCUCACCCAAGAGUGCUUCAAGCUGGUGCAGCUCCCCUGUUAGGCCAUAUGCACCCGGAAUUUUUCCGCAUCAUGGACGACACGCAGGCAUGGCUCCGAUACGGCUUUCAGACCUCGAACACCGCCACUCUGGCGGUGUCCGGCACUGGCCACGCAGCCAUGGAGAUGGCAGUGGCCAACACAGUUGAGCCCGGGGACCAGGUGAUUGUUGGUGUCAACGGUAUUUGGGGAGAGCGCAUGACGGAUAUUGCUGCACGCUUUGGCGCCAAAGUCAUCCCAAUGGAAACAAAGCCGGGGACAGUCUUUUCAUAUGAGGAUGUGAAAGCUGCGCUGGAGAAGAACCCUGGCACCAAGAUUGUGUUUGUGGUCCACGGAGAGAGCUCCACGGGCACGCUGCAGCCGCUGGCCGGCCUCGGCAAGCUGUGCCACGAGCAAGGUGCCCUGCUUUUUGUUGACACGGUGUGCACCCUGGGUGGCGUCCCCCUCAACGUGGAUGCCGACGAGCUCGACAUUGUGUACAGCGGCAGCCAGAAGUGCUUGGGCGCCCCCCCUGGUGCAUCUCCGCUCACCCUCAGCGACAAGGCCACCGCCAAGCUGGCUGCCAGGAAGACCAAGGUCCAGAGCUACUACUUCGACUUGAACGAGGUGGGCCCCUACUGGGGCGUGGGGGGCGCUGCGCGCAAGUACCACCACACGGGCAUGGUCAGCAACGUGUACCAGCUGCGCGAGGCGCUCGCCAUGCUGGCCGAGGAGGGCCUGGAGGCCGCCUGGGCGCGCCACCAACAGAUGGCCGACAGGCUGUACGAGGGCCUCAAACAGUUGGGGUUGGAACUGUUUGUCGAAGAUCCUGCGGCCCGCCUGCCGACGGUGACCACCAUCAAGGUACCGAAGGGUGUCAAUUGGGCUGAUGUUCCAGCCUUCCUGAUGAAGAAGUACAAGCUCGAGAUUGCGGGCGGCCUGGGACCAACUGCGGGACAGGUGUGGCGCGUGGGCAUUAUGGGCUUCAAUGCUCAGCCACGGAACAUCGAGCUGCUUUUGGUCGCUCUGAAGGACGCUCUUACACAUGUUGGCUUUCUGAAAGACGAAAAGGUUGUCUAAGGUGCCGUCAAACCAACCGUAAAACGCCUUGAAGCCCCAGGUUGUGAAGUAAAUGCAAAUCUCAGCACAACACAACAUGCCCGCAGCCAGGACCGGUCAGCAAAGCAAGUCGCGAUGCAGGUGACCUUCAGGCUGCUAUUCUCUGAAGUAUGAAGGUGUUAUAUUCGCAAAGGACUAAAUGUGUGGCAGAAAGGCCAGAAAUAAUGGUUGACUCUUUUGCAAC